AUGCCUCCCUCACCCGUCCCUCCUUCGACAAAGGUGUAUACCCCCUUGAAUACCCAAUCAACCCACACAUCAACCCAAGCCACUCCCCACCCCCAACCCAAAAGCCACAUCAACCCACCCCACCAAAAGCCACAUCAACCCAAGCCCAUCAACCAAGCCACUAAACCCAAAGCCCUAACCAACCCCCAACCAAUACCCACCCACAUAAACCCCAAGCCAUUUCCCAAGCCCAUCAACCAGCCCAUCACCCAAGCCCCCAUAAGCCAAGCCACAUCAACCCAGCCCACAUCACCCAAGCCCAUCAACCCAAGCCACCCCCAAGCCACAUAA
Penaeus monodon (black tiger shrimp) is the source of this 330-nucleotide messenger RNA. RefSeq names its product extensin-like. Lineage: Eukaryota; Metazoa; Arthropoda; Malacostraca; Decapoda; Penaeidae. Bases 1 to 330 code for a protein of 109 amino acids. The transcript is spliced from 2 exons. The record is from RefSeq and is a predicted model, not a curated record.